Messenger RNA from Neodiprion virginianus, 4909 nucleotides. RefSeq names its product UDP-glycosyltransferase UGT5-like. Lineage: Eukaryota; Metazoa; Arthropoda; Insecta; Hymenoptera; Diprionidae. The transcript has 6 exons. Gene Ontology annotation, molecular function: UDP-glycosyltransferase activity. The coding region runs from base 1896 to 3476 and encodes 526 amino acids. The record is from RefSeq and is a predicted model, not a curated record.
CGCAAGAAACGUUCUUCUUUCAAAUGCAGUGGUGUAGGGAAUAAUAUACUUUGUUAAAUGAUUUUCCACAAUGUAAUAUGCCCCCUAGAUUUAAUUUUUAAGAGUUUUAAUGCUGAGCGUUUUCAGCUAAGUAUUCUUACCACGAUUUGCCGGUCAGAAAUUUUUAAGCCAUUGGAUGAUUCACGUUGAUCAGGCAAGUUCUACUGUCAGGCUUACUGAAAAAUCUAGCAAAGCGGAAAAAUUGUUGACUUGGAGACUUGUCAUUCUUUCUUCUUUCCACGGCUUCUUCAAGUAACUCUGAUUAAAUGUAACUUAGCUCUAUAUCGGGGCAUUUUCUUUUAUCGAUUCGUGUACCGUUUACCUGAACACCACGUGAUCAUGCUCGACUAUAGUUAGUAGAUCUGAAAGUACUUGCAAACUGAAAAUCUCUUUGUCUCGUACCAAGAUACUAGUCCAAAAAAUGUAUCAGACUGAAAGACUUUUUAUCACGAAUUGUAAAACUUAUCUAUCCUCGCAAAUGGUGUUGGAACGUUCAUACCUGCAAACGCACAUCGUCUUAUGAUGUAAUGAGAAAUUAAAAAUGCUUAUAUUGCAAUAUCCUUUGAGUGCUCGACUCACUUGUCACUCAUUUGGUCAGCACUCAGCAGUUAGUUGAAUAUUUUUCAACUGGUAGAUUGUUUAGAAUAAUUGUAUACGAGUCAUAGAAAAUUCCCCCUUUUACAUUAUCCUCCGUAUAUGUACUUUGCAAUGCAUCCAUGAUAUAGCGAAACACAAAGUCCUGACCUCUCGAUAUACCUCACGACAUAGUGUCUCAAGCUCAAAUAAUCACGGCAAUUUUUAUAAAUUCGUGUUCACAAUCAGUAUCAUAGAUUCAUGCGUGCGUCAUAUCUGAACAAGAUGGAACCAGUACCGUAAUACCUAUCCUCAUCGUGAAACAGCUUAAACGUCGAUACUAUAACACAGCUUACUGAGAUAAUUGCCUACUGGAUAACUGAGAGUAACGUGACAUUUAUCGAAAUGACGCAUUCGAGUGUGUUUGUUCAUACUUUUACGCGAUUGAGGCUGUAAAUGGUUAUGCAGUCUCGUUUAUUGAAAAAUGACCAGCAGUGCGACUGACGCUGCCCAUUUGAACGAUUUUCUAUUUAUGACAGGUCGAUGUUGUAUCUCCUUACCUUGCGAUAGCUUGGAGUAUCGAUAUCCUCUUUACGGAUACGUAUCGAUAGUCAAUAUCUAUUAUAUAAUUGGAGAUCGGAUUGCAGAUCUCUACUAUCUAACCAUCUCAGUUUGGUAAAAGAUAUCAUUCGAAGACGUACUUUAUCCGAAUGUUCGUGAAAGACUGUUGGUAUUCUUUUACGACAACGUGUCUGUUUGAUUUUGAGGUGCCGUGCGUCGGGAAUGGGUCAUACACGAAAACCAUGAUUCAAACGACAGCAGGGCCUUUCACAGCCGUUAUUGUGGUAUUGUCGGGUUACAAACGGAGAUGACAGUGUCUCGAGUUGGGGGGAAACCUGACAUACUGUGUAGUUGCCUCGAGAUACGGCACUAUCGCGGCGAGAGGUGCUCAACUUAAUUAUAUUCAGAAUUUUUGGACUUAUUGACGAUCGAGAAAAUCUUAUCUGUGCGGUUGGCCACAUAUCACGCAUAUGCGCUUAAUUAAACUGGCCACUAGAUGUAGGGACAUUAGAAAAUCCUAUCCGAUGACGCCACUUUUCGCAAUUCUCUACACUGUGGCAUGGUAAAUGAAGCCUUUUUCGAUAACGUCUUCACCUCGUAUUACAUACCAUUACGGAAUAACCAUUGCGUGCCAUCGUGCAAGUAAACUAGUCACAAUAUAACAGGUUUCUACUUUGAGAGGACAGUCACUUAUAGACGAGCGGGAUUUGUAGCAGGUUAAAAUGUUACGGAGUUUUGUGUCAGCUACGUUGAUUUUGCUUGCCGCUUUUUGGCACUACGGAUAUGCUUCAAGGAUACUCGGUGUAUUUCCAACCCCUUCGAUCAGUCAUCAAAUAGUAUUCCGCGCUCUCACCCUUGCACUGAGAGAACGGGGCCAUCAGCUCGUUGUUGUGACUCCAGAUCCGGUCAACGAUCCAAUGUUGACCAACUAUACGGAGAUUGAUCUUCACUUUCUCUACGCUGAUACCGACGGUGGUGAGAAUUGGAUCGAGACUUUGGCAAAGGAAAGGUGGACCGAUAUCCAGGAUGCCUAUUUGUCGACGGUCUUGUCACAAACCGAACUCAUCCUUGAUCAUCCUGAACUGAAGAAGCUAUACGCACCAAACAAUAGCCAAAAGUUCAACUUGAUGAUGAUCGAGAUGCUUUAUUAUCCUGCCCUUUUGCCUCUUGCCACGCGAUUCGAUGUUCCAGUUGUGGGUAUAACAUCUCUGGGUCUAAGUUUGAGUAUUCAUUACGCAAUUGGCAAUCCUAUCAUCCCUUCUCAUUCGUCAAAUUGGGAUACAGAAGAAAUGAUUUUCGGUGAGGCGACAUUUUGGCAAAGGCUAAAAAACUUUAUAUGGGUAUGGAAGUUUUUAUAUAAAUACCGAACUCGUUACAUGCCGGCGCAACAGGCGUUGGCCAGAAAAUAUUUUGGGAACGACAUUCCUGAUAUCAGCGACAUCGAAAAGAACGUCAGUGUGGUUUUUGUCAACCAGCAGACACCGAUUUCGUAUCUCAGACCAAAUAUUCCUAAAGUCAUAGAUAUCGGUGGAUUUCACAUCGCAAGGGAAAUCAAGCCACUCCCGAAGGACCUUCAAAAGAUCUUGGACGAUUCGACGCAAGGCUUCAUUUACAUGAGCCUUGGAUCAAAUAUCAAAAGUGUGAUGUUGAGUGACGAAGUGCGUAGAGAAUUCAUCGCUGCAUUUUCGGAACUGCCGUACACUGUUAUUUGGAAAUUUGAGGACGAUUUUCUUGCAAAUAAACCAGAAAAUGUCAUAAUUAUGAAGUGGACUCCGCAGCAAUCGAUUCUGGCACAUCCGAAUCUAAAAGUUUUCAUAUACCAAGGAGGACUUCAAAGCACAGAGGAAGCGGUUUCUCAUGGCAUCCCUGUAAUUGGAUUACCGGUAUUCACCGACCAGCACGUACACGCUAACAAAAUGGUUAGUCUAGGUGUUGGAAAAAAGUUGAACAUUCAUUCCGUCAACAGGCACGAUAUACUUGAAGCAAUUCGCACUGUCGUCUUUGACACAAGCUACAAGAGGCGGAUGAUCGACUUGCGGAAUUUGCUCAAGGACAAACCCUACGAUUCGCUGAAGAACGCGAUUUGGUGGACAGAGCAUGUGAUACGUCACAAAGGAGCUUCACAUUUGCAGUCCACUACGGUCGACGAGCCGUGGUAUCAGCGUCAAGAUAUGGACAUUGUUUUUGUUAUUUCCACCGGAUUUGUCAUAACUUCAAGUUUGGCAAUGAUUGCGUUCUGCAGGAUGGUCAAUCAUAUUCGUGCAAUGAUUCACCCAAUCAGUCAGAAGGUCAAAAUAAAUUGACGCGACCUCGCGAUUAGAGCAGAUGAGUAAAAAAGGUCUUACAAUUUUUUGCAAAUUGGAAAAAUAUGGAAUAUGCACUGUAAAUCAUCGAUCUAUUCUCGUAAUUCUGGAUACCAAUUAUUCCUUGGACUCGCGGUAAACUAUGUUCACGGAAAGGCCAAUUUUCCACUCUGCACUGAGGGAGCAAAGUGCAGUUUUGCUUCCUCAGGGUGGACGGCCACAUCCCCCUCUCAGUUUCGGUAGUAAGUCCCGCAUUCGUAGGCAAAAACCUAUCUUCCUUUCUUGGUGCAGAAUGUACUAUUAUUAUCGAAUCAACGAUAAUGUUUACUUUCAUGACUUGAUAAGCAGGAAACAAUAGCAUACGACUCCCUCGUAUACUUUUUCCGCUGUCUGCUUCUCGCUUUGUUCAGGCAGUAAAUCGACCGCGGGGAUAAUCUUCGACUUUAUUCCCUUGUUACGUAAUGUACUGUUGUGGGGGCAGUUCAAAGUUAUUCACUUGAAUGAAAUACAGCGAGACAAUCAAACACAAAUAAUACAUAUUUGAAUACUCACGGUAAUUAACAAAAUAUUUUACGUAAUAACAUUCAUACAGUCUCUAAAAUUGCCUUCUAAAAUCAGAAUUCACAAAUAUCAGCGCAACACACGCGUAAUAACAGAUGUUCGUUGCGGGGUAGGAAUUAUGUUUACGCCUGAGAUGAGCUAGGACAAUUCAACGAACACAGACCGGGCGGUUCGCAUCCGUUUAGUUCGAACAAAUCCAAUCCCGAGCGUCGCGGCGUCAUUCGCAGUCAUUUGCUCGUUGGCAGCGGGCCGAGAGCUACGGAGUCGUUUGUCGCGUGGUCUAAUCGUAAUAUUCGGGAAUGGAUGUCUGCCUUAUCGGGAAAAGUCAGGGAAAAAUCAAGGAAUUAUAACGGACCAUAGGGAAAAUGUACCUAUUUUAUAAAUCCUUUUCAAAUCUCAGCUGUGCUUCGUAAAUUCAGUUAAAUAUUGCUUAAUUUCUAAUUAUUUCUGUGCAACGAACCACUAGUAGGUAUUUUUUACCUAUGAAUGUACAUAAUAUUCAAGGUGCAUAACUUUCGGAGCUUUUGGUCAUGAAAACUGGGCAACAUUACCUAAGUCUCGUGCGAAAGAGUCGAGGAAUUUUAUAAUAAUCAAACUGUGCACUUAAAAAUCCAUGUCGCCAGUUGCCAAUCGCAAGGAGGAAUUGCGAUAAGCUUAACGCCUGCAAAACGACAUCUCGACUGUCGCGUACAUUGGAAAAGUCAAAGAGCUUGCGUGAAGAGAAUGCGCACUAAACUUGCUGUUUGCGUUACGUCGAUGGAUCGUGCUCGAUCCUCAAGCAGUUGAGGUUGGUUCGGAUGAUAGUUGAGUAAAUAUCGGUAUAAAAAAUGUCGACGUCCCGUGGUAUAAACUUGUUGAGAGUCUUUAGACAA